Dovyalis caffra is the source of this 840-nucleotide messenger RNA. The record is from the annotation of a GenBank genome assembly. Lineage: Eukaryota; Viridiplantae; Streptophyta; Magnoliopsida; Malpighiales; Salicaceae.
AUGUCGAAGGAAGUGAGCGAGGAAGGGCAAACUCAUCGGAAAGAUUAUGCUGAUCCGCCACCAGCACCAAUUCUUGACGUGGGUGAACUCAAGCUCUGGUCUUUCUACAGAGCUCUCAUAGCUGAGUUCGUUGCUACACUUCUCUUCCUUUAUGUCUCUGUGGCUACUGUUAUUGGUCACAAGAAAAACGCAGACGCUUGUGAGGGAGUUGGGUUGCUUGGUAUUGCAUGGGCUUUUGGUGGCAUGAUCUUUAUCCUUGUUUACUGCACUGCUGGUAUCUCUGGUGGACAUAUUAACCCAGCAGUCACUUUUGGCCUGUUUUUGGCGAGGAAAGUGUCCCUAUUUAGGGCUGUGGGUUACAUGGUGGCUCAAUGCUUGGGUGCUAUUUGUGGUGUUGGCUUUGUCAAGGCCUUCAUGAGGCCAUACUACAAUUCUCUCGGUGGUGGUGCUAACACAGUAAUGCCUGGGUACAACAAAGGCACAGCUUUGGGUGCUGAGAUCAUCGGCACUUUUGUGCUUGUUUACACUGUUUUCUCUGCAACUGACCCCAAGAGAAGUGCACGUGACUCUCACGUCCCUGUUUUGGCUCCACUUCCAAUCGGGUUUGCUGUGUUCAUGGUCCACUUGGCCACAAUCCCUAUUACUGGUACUGGCAUCAACCCUGCUAGGAGCUUUGGUGCUGCUGUCAUCUACAACAAUGAGAAAGCCUGGGAUGAUCAAUGGAUUUUCUGGGUUGGGCCAUUUGUAGGAGCAUUAGCAGCAGCUGCAUACCACCAGUACAUUUUGAGAGCUGGAGCAAUCAAGGCUUUGGGAUCUUUCCGUAGCAACCCCUCCAACUAA